UAUUUUUUCAUAACACCGUUACUAUAAUGUAGUUCUAAUACACAGAUAUAGAUAAUAUUUUGUGGUACGAUCAUAAUCUACAGGCAUAUAGUAAAUAGUUAAUAAAUAUUUCUUAAUCUAUGAAGUAUAAGUUUGACUUUCCGUUACCUAUUUCACUAACUAAUUAUUACAAACUUACAAUAACUGCUCAGCAGUUAGCAGUAAUAAUUAGUAGAUAUACCAAUGAUAUAGCAUAUAAUCUAUUGAAACUUGAAUAAAGUUUGACCGGCAUAAUUCUAAGACGACAUUCGAAACGUUACUGUACCACACAACACGUUUGGUAUUAUUGCUUAUGAAAGUUAUUACAACUCGCCAUGGCAAUUUUUACUGUUUUAUAGUAAUGCAUUUUUAACUUGGAUGGUUAAAGCGGAAAUUGAAAUUGUGUUUGACUGGACUUCAUCUUUAUCAUAGGAGAUAGGUAGUAAAAGUCGUACUAAUUCUUGUUCAUGAAGUACUUAUGCCACUUAACAUUAAAAUGUCUACAGACAUACCGACUUGAUACUUCACAAACCCCUUAAUUUGAAAUUAUAUCUCAACAAAAUUGUCUUAAGCACUCACUUUCAAUAGUGGUGGUGAUGUGGUCAGAUCCAUCAUCAACAAACAUGGCUUAUGGAAAUCAAUGGAUGGAUCCAGCAUUUUAUAAAAGCAUGACCAACGAACAAGUGGACUGGGCUAGUUUGGCUCAACAAUGGAUAAAAAUGAAAGAAACUUCACCUGCUAUGUCUCCUGGACAACAAGUAAAGAUUCCGCCUUCUGAACACAAUUUGGUUAAAUUUGGUCAGCAUGUAGAACUUCAGAAUCCAUCACAAGUUGCACCAGUGACAAAUAAAAUGCUUGGUGAUCAAAAUAUUGUCAAUCCUGUUACAAGAAAUAAUAUUGAAAAGCCAAAAGCUUGGAAUACAUGGACUUGGCAGCAACAGCAACAAUGGAAUUGGAAUUGGAAUUCUUCUUCAACAGCUCCAUCAAUUAAAGCACCUAUUAUAGAGUCAGUUAAUUCACUUCGACCAUCUUUUGUACCUCCUAUAUUAUCUGAACCACCUCCAUAUUUCCCAAUGAUGACAUCAAACAAACCAUUUUCACAUAAUAAUUAUUGGGCAGGACCCAAUACUAGAGUUCCACCACCUACUGAAUCAGAUCAAUGGAAUAAAGUUAGUAUGAUUUCCAAUGUGGAUAAUAGAACUCAAGAUCCAUCAUUUAUUGACGCGGCAAAACGAAAGCAAUUGCCUGCUUGGAUUCGAGAAGGACUUGAAAAAAUGGAAAGGGAGAAACGACGUAAAAUUGAACAAGAACAAUCUUUUGAUGAACCUGAUUAUUCUAAUUCUAUGAAUGAUAAUAAAACUCAAGAAUUGCCCAAUUUGCCUAUUAACUUUGAUCAGGAUACUCAAAUGGUUGAUGAUGAUAUUGAACAUAUAUCUUCCGAUUACAUUAAUAGUAAUGAACCCAGAAAAACUGAGUUUGUGAAGAAUAACCCUUCUCCUAUUAUUCCACGUAAGACUAAAGCUCAAAUCUGGGAAGAUACGAUGUUAAGUCUACGAAAAAUUCUAACAAAAUUGCUAAUGGAUGUUACUAAUGAUAUGAUGUUAAAUGUAGUUAAAGAAACGCUAAAAACUGCUCUACAAACAGAUAUUCAAAGAAAUCAAAACCAAACAUCAUUAGCUGGAAAACUGGGGCUUGGAGUUUAUGGUUCAGAAUCUGAGUCAUCAGAAGAAAGUGAUGAAGAACAACAUACAUCGGGUCAUAAACAAUCAAAACAAAAUUCUGAUGAAGCUAUUCAAGAAAGAAUAUUGAAACGCCAACGUGAGUUCAGUAAUAUUGAAGCAAGAAUACUAAUGGAAUUGGAUCAAUUAGAAGCCAAGGAAAAACUUGUCAGAUCUAAAUUUGAUAAUAGCAUCAAGUUGAGUGGAGAAAUUAAUGAUAAUGGUAGUCAAGUAGUGGAAAACAUUCAGACAAAAGGAUGUAAUGAAGAAGAAAAAUCUAGCAAAAAGAUAUAUGAAGGACAAGAUAAAAUAAAAAAAGAAUUUCCUAAUGAUUUAAAUAUUAAAAAUGGAAAAAAGAAAAAGAAAUCUAAAUCCAAAAGAUCAUCAAGUUCUAGUUCAUCAAGCUCUAGUAGUGACAGUACAAGGAGCGAUAAUACUGACAGUAAAUAUAACUAUAAAAAAAAUGACAAAAUUAAAUCGAAAUCAUCUAAAAGAAAAACUCUAACAGAUAGUGUAAAAAGAAAACGAAGAUUGCGUUCAAGAAAUAGAAGUAGAUCUCAUUCAAUAUCAAAGCAUAGUCGAUCGCAUUCAAGACAUAGAAGUAGAUCACGUUCAAGACAUUAUGAUAAAAGAUCUCCUCAUAGUUUUAGAUCAAGACGAAGUCGAUCACCACUUUCCCGUCAGUCAUAUUCUAGAAAGCAUAAAAGCAAACGACAUAGUUCUUCUAGUUCUAAUGAAUCAAGAAGUAAUAAACACCGGUAUAGACGAUAAUGUUUUGGUUAAAAUGUUAUUUUUAAAAGUUAAAAUCCUUACAUCAUUAUUUUGUUGAAAUGUAGACAUAAGAAUUUUACAUUCCUCUUUUAUUAUAUUUUUAAAAUAAUUCUAGGUUAGUUCUUAAUAAUUAAACUUAUCAAAAACCAAAUUAAACAUUUUUAAUUUAGUGUACCAGUUAAUAUUAAUUUAUUAUUGGAAUCUUAUAUUAUAAUCUCAAUCAUUAAAUAAAAAUUGGUUUGUACAUUCAUAAUUGCUUAUAAAUAAAACAUUUAUAAUUUAUUUAUUUAUUUAUUAAAAGUCAGUAGUAUAGUAAUACUAAAUUUCACUAUGUACAUACCUAAUGCUAACUCAUACCUUUAACAUUUUAAUGUUUUUUUAUUUUUAUUUUUUUAUGAAUUAUUAAUAUUGUAUUGAUCAAUUGAUCAGAUUACAUAUAAUCAAUAAUCAUUAUUUUUAUUUUUAUGUUAUAAAUUGUACAUAACUACAAUAUUACUUAAUAAAUUAUCAUUCACGAGAGACCUAGAAGCUAGGUACCUAUUUAUAGUAUAUACAAUAACCAAAAUAAAUAAAUUGUUCAGUUUUUA
Molecule: messenger RNA, 3094 nt
Organism: Aphis gossypii (cotton aphid)
Lineage: Eukaryota; Metazoa; Arthropoda; Insecta; Hemiptera; Aphididae
Product: arginine/serine-rich protein PNISR-like
Exons: 11
Coding region: 615-2507 (630 amino acids)
Cellular component (GO): nuclear speck; presynaptic active zone
Molecular function (GO): RNA binding
Source: RefSeq, a predicted model, not a curated record